This is a messenger RNA of Gastrolobium bilobum, 1457 nucleotides long. Its product is annotated as novel plant SNARE 13-like. The transcript has 10 exons. Gene Ontology annotation, molecular function: SNARE binding; SNAP receptor activity. The coding region runs from base 290 to 1093 and encodes 267 amino acids. NCBI's taxonomy places the organism in Eukaryota, Viridiplantae, Streptophyta, Magnoliopsida, Fabales, Fabaceae. The record is from RefSeq and is a predicted model, not a curated record. Gene Ontology annotation, biological process: retrograde vesicle-mediated transport, Golgi to endoplasmic reticulum; vesicle fusion. Gene Ontology annotation, cellular component: endoplasmic reticulum membrane; Golgi apparatus; SNARE complex.
UUUCAGAGCACAGGUAGAAGCCAACUUGCAUUCUGUUGUGUUGUUCUAACCUUUCUCGUUCUCUUACUUCCACGCAAUGCAAUAUUAUUCAAAUUGAUCCAAAAAUUGCCACAUUCUCCUUCUAAUUCUCAAUUUUCCAUUCCUUUCCGUUAAAACAAACAACUAUGCAUCAUCAUCAUCAUCAUCAUCAUCAUCAUCCUCUGUCAACAACGACCUAGGGUUUCUCUCCGCUAUUCGUUUUUUUUUUCUUUUGCCGGGAUUUUGGGGGCAGACUUAAUCUCCGGCAGCCAUGGCCACCAACUUGCAGAUGACCCCUCAGCUCGAGCAGAUCCACGGUGAAAUUCGCGACAACUUUCGAGCCCUCGCAAAUGGCUUCCAGAAGCUGGAUAAGAUUAAAGAUUCCAAUAGACAAAGUAAUCAGCUGGAAGAACUCACAGGAAAGAUGAGGGAGUGCAAGCGGUUGAUAAAAGAGUUUGAUCGUGAGAUUAAAGAUGAAGAGGGAAGAAAUCCCCCAGAAGUGAACAAGCAACUAAAUGAUGAAAAGCAAUCAAUGAUCAAGGAGCUAAACUCAUAUGUGGCAUUGAGAAAAACGUACAUGAAUACCCUUGGUAAUAAAAAAGUUGAACUUUUUGACAUGGGAGCAAGUGCACCUACAGCUGAAGAAAAUGUUCAAUUGGCAUCAGAAAUGUCAAAUCAAGAACUUAUCAAUGCUGGGAUGAAGACAAUGGAUGAAACUGAUCAGGCUAUUGAGAGAUCUAAGCAGGUUGUAUAUCAAACAGUUGAAGUGGGCACCCAAACUGCUGCUACGUUGAAGGGCCAAACUGAACAAAUGGGCCGUGUUGUUAACGAGCUUGAUUCAAUUCAGUUCUCAAUUAAGAAGGCCUCCCAACUUGUUAAGGAGAUUGGUAGACAGGUAGCUACGGACAAGUGCAUCAUGCUUUUUCUGUUCCUUAUCGUCUGUGGUGUAAUUGCCAUUAUUGUCGUGAAGAUUGUGAAUCCCCACAACAAAGAUAUCAGGGAUAUCCCAGGAUUGGCUCCUCCAGCACCCACCAGGAGGCUUUUGUAUGUAAGGACUGGAGAACAUUUUGAUUAAUUCUUAUUUGAACAAGAGUUUUCUCCAUCCUAGUCCUACCAACUUUUUCGAAGUAGAGGAUUGCUGUCUGGAGGCAUCAUUUUGGUCUCUUCAAUUAUUUAAAUUUAAAAAAUCUUGCUUAUCCUGUUUGUGAUUCUAUGUAAAUCACACGAGAGCCUUUCUGCUUUGCUUUGAGUGCCAUGUUUCUUUAUGUAACAUUCCAAUGGUGUAUAUGUCUAAUUCAAAGGAGAUUUAUGGUUUCCCCUCCCCCCCUUAUAUUUUGAUGUGUAAUCUACGCAUAUAUUCGAAACUGACUGCUGGAUCGGUUUUGUAAAUUACAUUUAUUCAGUUGUGCUUGCAGCUGUUCAUAUUAAUUUUCUUUACC